Molecule: messenger RNA, 2433 nt
Organism: Miscanthus lutarioriparius
Lineage: Eukaryota; Viridiplantae; Streptophyta; Magnoliopsida; Poales; Poaceae
Source: the annotation of a GenBank genome assembly
AUGGGAAUCAAGGGGUUGACGAAGCUGCUGGCGGAGCACGCGCCGAGAGCCGCGGUGCAGCGGCGGGUGGAGGACUACCGCGGCCGCGUCAUCGCCGUCGACGCCAGCCUCAGCAUCUACCAGUUCCUCAUCGUGGUUGGAAGGAAAGGAUCAGAGCUUCUGACCAAUGAUGCUGGUGAAAUCACAAGUCAUCUGCAGGGUAUGUUGAACCGGACGGUAAGAAUGCUAGAAGCAGGGAUAAAGCCCGUAUUUGUUUUUGAUGGUGAGCCACCUGAAAUGAAGAAAAAGGAGCUUGCAAAAAGGUCCUUGAAGAGGGAUGAUGCUACCCAAGAUCUUAACAGAGCUAUGGAGAUUGGGGAUAAGGAUGCAAUUGAAAAAUUUAGUAAAAGGACUGUCAAGGUUACAAGAAAGCACAAUGAUGACUGCAAGAGGCUGUUAAGAUUGAUGGGCGUCCCUGUAGUUGAGGCACCAGGUGAGGCUGAAGCACAGUGUGCAACACUUUGUGAAAAUCAUCAGGUUUAUGCUGUAGCUUCAGAGGACAUGGACUCACUGACUUUUGGUGCCCGAAGGUUUCUUCGUCACUUAACUGACCUUGGUUAUAAGAAAUCUCCUGUAACAGAAUUUGAUGUAUCAAAGGUUUUGGAAGAACUUGGUCUCACGAUGGAUCAGUUCAUUGACUUGUGUAUCCUUAGUGGAUGUGAUUACUGUGAGAAUAUUAAAGGUAUCGGGGGACAGAGAGCCUUGAAACUCAUUCGUCAGCAUGGUUGCAUAGAAGAAGUUCUGCAAAAUCUGAACCAGACGAGAUUCAGUGUUCCAGAAGACUGGCCUUACCAGGAAGUUCGGACCUUGUUUAAGGAACCUAAUGUUUGUGCAGGAAUUCCAGAUUUCACAUGGACCUCACCAGACUCAGAGGGCCUUAUGGAUUUCUUGUCAAUAGAAAACAGUUUCAGUCCUGAUAGGGUAACAAAGGCAGUAGAAAAGAUAAAGGCUGCAAGGGAUAGGUAUUCCCCAGGCAGAUUGAAGCAUUUGACACCAGUUGCUAGCUUACCAGGAUCUCAUACUGAGAAGCCAGGAACCCAAAUGCAUACUAGGUUCUCCAGGGCAAAGUCUGAAGGUCAGGUCAUCUCCACAAUUCAUCGUCGACAUCUAAUGCUGGUUACCGCUACACCGGCUGACCUUUCCUUGCUGGCUUUCAAGGGUUUGAUACCUUUUGGCAAUAUCCUGAGUUUUCAGGAAGAGCUUUGGGCUGCUAUAAGUACAGCACCAGAAGCACCGGCUUCAACACCAUUCAUCGGAGAUUCAGAAACCUUCAAGUCCUUGCAUUUUGAAGGGCCCGAACGCCGGUGUCUUGCGAGUGCAAUCUGUUGCACGGUACUCGGCUGCAAUGGGGCCGUCUGCUGCUUCUUCAAACAGGCCAUCAAAAGGGUGCAGGGCCUCAACUUCCAACAACGUGGACGAGGGGGCCUUCGGGGGCUUCGCCACCGUCGAAGGGUCCAGGAUGGUCACUUGAUCCACUCUCUCAAGAGUGCGGGCGCCAUGCACGGACGAGAUGGUGGCCAUGGCCAUGGCAACAAGGAGGAGAGAGCUGUGAGGUUGGCAAGCUUGGCCAUUUCUUCACGGUUUGGUGAUGGUCGUUUAUUGUAUCUUGAUGACACUUUGUAUCCCUUCAGCGUUGGCAUCAAUCUAGCUUGUCGCAAAAACAUACAAGAUUACAUGCGGCACCAUCUGCAUAUUGAAGAAGGCCAUAUUGCAGAUAUGUGCCUGGACCUGUACAAGGAAUAUGGCACCACAAUGGCUGGCCUUAAGGCAUUAGGCUAUGAAUUUGAUAAUGAUGAGUUUCAUGCAACUGUUCAUGGUACCUUGCCAUAUCACAAUCUGAGGCCUGACCCUGUUUUGAGGACCCUCCUACUUUCAAUUCCACAGAGAAAAAUAGUAUUCACAAAUUCUGACAAAGCUCAUGCGGAGGAGGCUCUGCACAGACUGGGUUUACUGGGUUGUUUCGAUGGUGUGAUUUGCUUUGAGACACUGAAUCCUUGCAAUGGUCUGAGCGAGUUCCGGAACAGCACGCUGUUCCCAGAUGAAACAUCUCCCAACUUGGUUGAUCUGAAUGAAUCAGAUGGGUUCAGACCCAUAUCGCCUAUCCUUUGCAAGCCCUCCAUUGAAGCCAUGGAAGCUGUAAUUCGGAUUGCAAAUGUUGAUCCCAAGAAAACAAUAUUUUUUGACGACAGCACUCGGAACAUAGCUUCAGGAAAGGCCGCAGGCUUCCAUACUGUGAUUGUUGGCAGACCGACACUUGUUCCGGGGGCUGACCAUGCUUUGGAGAGCAUUCAUAACAUGAAGGAAGCUUUACCUGAGAUAUGGGAUGAUCAGGAUUGGUCUGAGUCGGAUGUUCUUCAUGCUUCCACUGCUGUCGAAACUGCGGUGGUUGCUUGA